This is a messenger RNA of Zonotrichia leucophrys gambelii, 2704 nucleotides long. RefSeq names its product early growth response 4 (gene EGR4). The transcript is spliced from 2 exons. The coding region runs from base 375 to 1823 and encodes 482 amino acids. Lineage: Eukaryota; Metazoa; Chordata; Aves; Passeriformes; Passerellidae. The record is from RefSeq and is a predicted model, not a curated record. Gene Ontology annotation, biological process: regulation of transcription by RNA polymerase II. Gene Ontology annotation, molecular function: RNA polymerase II cis-regulatory region sequence-specific DNA binding; DNA-binding transcription factor activity, RNA polymerase II-specific.
GCCCUGCCCCCGCAGCGCCUCCGCAGCGCCCGGGCCCCCCGCCCCAGCACCCCCCGCACCCCCCAGCAUCACCCGCACGGUCCCCGGCACCUGCCCCGGGCAUCUCCCGCACCGGCCCGGGCUCCCCGAGCGUGGCCCGGCUCAUCCCCGAGCAUCCCUGGCAUCGGUGCGGGCACCCCGAGCGUUCCCAGCUCAACCCGGGCUCGCCCCGAGCAUCCCCUGGCUCGCCCGCCGCACCUCCCGCCUCGCCCCCGAGCAUCCAGCGGCUCUCCCCGGGCAUUCCUCGGCUCAUCCCGGGCUCCUCCCGGCCCUGCCCGAGCAUCCCCGGCUCGUCCCAGCCCGGCCCCCCCGCUCCGGCCGCGUCUCCAGGGAAGAUGCUCAACGUUAUGGAUUUCUCCUGCCCGGAUCCGCUCUACUCCAAGUACGAGGAGAGCUGCGAGAUGAAAACCGGAGACCUGCAGGGCUUGGGGCAGCCUGAGCAGCAACUUCUGGCAGAGGCCGAUUUCCUUGGAGGUGAGCUGCUGGGCGUCCCCGGCAGCGGCGGGGCCGUGGAUUACUCGCUGCUGGGCAGCCAGCCCUCGCCUUCCCUCAGCUACACCGGCAGCUUCUUCAUCAAGGCGGUCCCGGAGCACCCUCAGGACCAGGAAUCCCUCUUCAACCUGAUGUCGGGCAUCCUGGGCAUCUCCCCCUUCGCCUCCUCCGAGGGCCACCAGCGGCACCUGGACGCUCUUUACCCCUGUCCCGAGGUGGCUCCGAGCCAGCUGGACCUGUACCCGUCGUGCCAGCCCGAGAUGAGCGGGUCCAGCCCGGCCCCUUUCACCGAGCCGGGCUACGGCGCCUUCCCCGCGGCCGAGGGCGCGCAGCCCCUGCCGGGAAACACCUCGCAGUGCUUCUUCCAGCCCAAGCUCCUGGACAGCAAGCAGGACAUCAAGCUGUCCUCCGGCUCCCCGCCCCUGGACAAGUUCAAAGGCGCCUGUGCCCAGUGGGAGCCGCUCUCGCAGCAGCACCAGGCCUACCUGCCCGCCGCCUUCCCCUCUGCCGAGGGCUUCCCGGCCCCCGAGAGCAGCCAGGGGCUGUUCCCCGCGCUGGGCUCCAAGAUGGAGAGCGUCUUGUCCGUCAGCUGCCAGCCGGAGCUCGGCAGCCUGGCCGAGGACGCCGCCUGCUUCGGAGCCCAUCUGGGCUUCGGCUGCGAGCCAGAGAACUUCCCGGCCCGCGGGGACUUCGCCGACAGCAAGAUCCACACCCUGCCCACGCCGUUAAUGCCGGACUUCGAGGCCUCCUUGGCCCAGCCCGAGGUGCUGCCGGGCCUACUGGGCUCCGCCGAGCUGCUCCAUCCCCACCCAUCUCCCUCCGUGCCUCCCCCGGAGUUCCUGGGCCCAGCCCCGCCGCUGCCCUCGCUGCUGCCCGCCGGCCCCGCCGCGCUGGCCGAGCCCAAGAAGAAGGCUCGGCGCAGCAAGUGCUCCUCCAAGUGCUUCUGCCCCAAGCCCCACGAGAAGGCGUUCGCCUGCCCGGUGGAGAACUGCGUCCGCAGCUUCGCCCGCUCCGACGAGCUCAACCGGCACCUGCGCAUCCACACGGGCCACAAGCCCUUCCAGUGCCGCAUCUGCCUGCGCAACUUCAGCCGCAGCGACCACCUCACCACGCACAUCCGCACCCACACCGGCGAGAAGCCCUUCUCGUGCGACACCUGCGGCCGCCGCUUCGCCCGCUCGGACGAGAAGAAGCGGCACAGCAAGGUGCACCUCAAGCAGAAGGCGCGGAGCGAGGAGAAGCUCAAGGGCUUGGGUUUCUUCUCGGUGGGGCUGUCCUUCGGCCCGCUCUGAGCCCCAGCGCGGCCAGCGGCGUUCCCGAGGUGCCCGAGCUCUCACCGAGAGCCGGAAUGGGCUGGGCUGGGCUGGGGGUCCCUCCCGGGCGGCCCCGAGAGGCGGCAGAGCCGGGCCGGGCCCAGGGCGGAUGCGGGAGGCGAGCGGAGCUCCCGGCGGGGAUGGCAGCGGAGCCAUCCCACAGCUCCCGCUCCGAGCAGGGGAGCGGAGAGCCCUGUACAGACAGACAGACGGACACACAUCACCACCGACGGGUGGACACUCAGAGCUGGGAGCGCCCCGCUGUGAUUGCCCAAGGCAGCGCUUCCCAAGAUGCUCCUGCCUGGAGAUUUUCCGGCCGACAGACAGACAGACGGACAGAUAUCACCACCGACGGGUGGACACUCGGCGCUGGGAGCGCCCCGCUGUGAUUGCCCAAGGCAGCGCUUCCCAGGAUCCUGGAAUGGAUUCCAACCCUUCCCAGGAUGGUCCUGCCUGGAGAUUUCCCGUCCGCCAGACAGACAGACGGACAGAGAUCACCACCGACAGGUGGACACUCGGCGCUGGGAGCGCCCCGCUGUGAUUGCCCAAGGCAGCGCUUCCCAGGAUCCUGGCAGGGAUUCCAGCGCUUCCCAGGAUGGUCCUGCCUGGAGAUUUUCCGGCCGGCACUGUCGGGGCUGAGGCUGCUCCCGUCCUUUCUCCCCAGGGAGAGAGACCCCGCCGGGCUCUGGCAAGCGGUGCUAACAAGCCCUUGGGAAAGGUGAUUUCAGUACUAUUAUUAUUAUUAUUAUUAUUAUUAUUAUUAUUAUUAUUAUUAUUAUUAUUAUGUUUGUAAAAAGAAAAGGCCUCUAUCAGGAAUAUUUCAAAUUUGUGUCUAUUUUUCUAAUUAAAGAUCUGAGCUG